Mugil cephalus (flathead mullet) is the source of this 2895-nucleotide messenger RNA. RefSeq names its product transmembrane protein 98 (gene tmem98). The transcript is spliced from 7 exons. Gene Ontology annotation, cellular component: endoplasmic reticulum. The record is from RefSeq and is a predicted model, not a curated record. The coding region runs from base 231 to 905 and encodes 224 amino acids. Lineage: Eukaryota; Metazoa; Chordata; Actinopteri; Mugiliformes; Mugilidae.
CUCAGGUCGCUGUUAAUGGGCUGCGCGUUCACGCCCCAGGUUUUUUGGAGAUGUCGGCGCCGUCUCCGCGCUCCUGGUGGCGCAGUGAAAACUGUUAAGACUCCUUACAGGAAUAAAAGGGCAAAAUGUAAAGAUGAGCGCCUGUCUGUAAUUGAGCCAAGACAAUCAGCCGAUCCUGAUUGGACUGUUUCUCUCCCGACGAGAAAGCCGCCGUGGGACCCAAGGUCGCCAUGGAGACGGUGGUGAUCGUGGCUAUCGGGGUGCUGGCCACCAUUUUCCUGGCCUCCUUCGUUGCCCUGGUGGUUGUGUGCCGACACCGCUACUGCCACCCCCAUGACCUGCUGCACCACUUUGACUCCAAACCCACAGUGGAUCUGAUCGGAGCCAUGGAGACUCAGAGCGAGCCGUCAGAGCUGGAGCUAGAUGAUGUGGUCAUUACCAACCCGCACAUUGAAGCCAUCUUGGAGAAUGAGGACUGGAUUGAGGACGCCUCUGGUUUAGUGUCUCACUGCAUCUCCAUCUUGAAGAUCUGCCACACUUUGACCGAAAAGCUGGUUGCCAUGACGAUGGGCUCAGGGGCAAAAGUCAAAGCACCAGCCAGUCUGAGCGACAUCAUCACUGUGGCCAAACGAAUCAGCCCAAGGGUGGACGACGUAGUCAGAUCCAUGUAUCCUCCUCUGGACCCAAUCCUCCUGGACGCCAGAGCCACGGCUCUCCUCCUUUCAGUCAGCCAUCUGGUGCUGGUCACCCGCAACGCCUGUCACAUGUCCGGCAGUAUGGACUGGAUCGACCAGUCGCUCCACGCAGCUGAAGAUCACAUGGUGGUCCUACGUGAGGCAGCGCUGGCCUCUGAACCAGAACGGAACAUACUUGGAGCCGACGCUCAGAGAGAACAGGCCAUCUGAAGCACACAGGGCGUCAUUUAUAUCCUUCGGCGGUCUCUCUUAAAGGUUCUGUUGUCAGCUUAUACCAACAUUUCCUGCAGAAAAGUACGUCACAAACCCGUCGUUCUAUUCUAACCUAGUAAGGACACUUCUGAGCAGCAGACAGACUGUGUCGGAAGAUGCAAGGAUGUGUCAAUUUACCCUAUUUUCACAUCUCACAAAAAAAUAUUUGCACCAAGGACUUCUGGAAAUGGCCUUGCAUUUAAAUAUAGUAGAGAUCUCACAUUCACAUACAUACGUCUGUGUUGUUAUUUGUGUUUUUUGUUGUUUUUUUUUGUAUGUAACCCCAUAGCAGAUCUUUUUAGAGUGAAAUGUCUUUCAAAAUGUCUUUUGGAGCAGCCAUCACCCAGCGGUGAUCUUAAAUCCAGUCUAACAGCACUGCACAGUCACAUGGAGGCUUAGUCAGCUAAUCCAUUCUGAGGAAAAUAACAGCCAUCAGCCAGUGAACCUAAAGGGGCUCCGACUAUGUGGACCAAAGGAAGACUUACUUAUUUACAAUUUCGGGGGUCAUCCUGACUUGUCGUUGAAAAAAAAAUACAUCCCUCAGGUACUCUUACGCUGUUAGAAAUCACAGCUCUUAAGAGUUUCCAGAAACCAGCAGCUGUGGUUUUACCAUUUUUCCCCCCCAGAUGAGUGAUUUCCAUUUAAGGGAUACGGUGGAAAAUCUCUCAGCGUUUGUAGUCAUGCUAUCAGCUUCAGAGAUGUUGGAUUUAAGAGUUCACCAGCUAGAUCAAAGAAGCCAAGAUAGGGUGGUACAAAGUUUUGUACGGACAUCCUUGGCUCCCGGAGGAUGAAUCUCAAACACCCGCCACCUCCAUUAGGCUUACAUGUGUCACGACCGCUCGGAUUGGCAUCCAAUCAAGUGCAGAUAUUUGUAUUUACCUUGACAAGCAAUUUGUUUUCCCAUUCAGUGUCUUGGUGUCUCACUGCAUUCCUGCAAAUCUAGUAUCACUCCCAGCAGCUGUACUUGGGAUUUAGUGCUAAUUAGCAUGCUAAUAAAAUAUUACACCUUACAUCUACAUCAUUGCCAGCAUUUUAUCAUGCCGAUGUCGAGUCAGAGCUAGACAGGGAGUCAGGAAACACAGAUAUAAAUAAAAGAAUGAAUCUGUUACUAGAAAUAAGGAAAACACUAAAAUAUCAAAGUAGAACGAGACAGUUAAAUACCAGCUAAAUCAGCACCAGAUGAUUGCUACAAGUGCAAAACAGAUGAUUUCUCCUUCCAGGAAAAAUUGGAUUACACACUUUAUUGAGAGAAAGUAUGUAUUUGUGUGUCACGGUGUUGUGAGGAUGCUUUUGGCAGCGUGUUGAUUGAGGUGAAACAGAAUUAGCGUGUUGUUUUGGGCCAGAGGGAUGUUACUGGAGCAUGUCUACCUGUUCCUUCAUGCAUAGCUAAUAGUGAAUCUCCAAGGAGCCCUAAUAAGAAAUUACCCACAGCCACAAUGAACACACCGGCCUCGGCUACACACGGCACAGGAGCUUUGUUCGCACAAGGCUGCCGGAGAAAUGAACACAUCGCAUGAUUGUAGAUUACACAUCGUAGCUUCUGCUGUCACUUGUUUUAGGAAUUUUAUGACAAUCAUGAAGAAAAGCAGCGUAUUUCGUUGUUCAGUUGAUCACCUUUAACCCACAGAGUGUUGUUGGAAAGACACUGAUCAAGGAGGAGACAUUUGGAAAGUUGUUUGUCGUUUUUUGUAUGUUAACAUUGUUUAUUAGCAUUUACCUCCUUUGCUUUCCCACAAUUUGUCACUGAUGUUGCUCCUUUACUCCUUCAUACAAUUUUUUUUCUCUUUUGCUGAUUUGUACAGAUAAAAUUACAUUUCAUAGGAAAAUGUCUCGUUGUUGUUGCUCUGAACCGAACGGUAGCUACAGAGAAAUCCAUGUCCAUUAAAAAGUCCACACACUCGUACUAAUCUGACAUAAAUAAAAGUGAUUCUUUUUCUUCUUCUUUUUA